AUUGCCAUUUUCUCUUGUCUUGUCUUGUCGUCAAGGAGAGAGUGAGUGAGUGAGUGAGAGGGGAAGGAAAGAGCACCAUCAUCACCUCCACCUCGGGACCCCGAAUCCCCCCUUGUCUUCUUCCCCGGAGCCUCCCAAUCCCGUCUGGACCUCCGCAGCGCAGCCACAGGAGGUGGAACAGCCCUAGGGUUUUGCCUCGCAGCCCCGCCCCGCCCCGCCCAGCCCGCAUCGCCAUGGCCGACGACACCGACGAGCUCGGCCACCAGAGCCUCGCCACCGCCGACGACGACAGCAGCAGCAACAACCUGUUCCAAGUCAUGCGCGCCGUGGAGGACGCCGAGGCCACCAUCCGCCAGCAGCUUGAGGAGAACAGUCGCUUGAAGGACGAGCUGAUGCGCAAGACAAGAGAACUCGACAGGAUUGGGACAGAGGCUGCAAACCAAACUUCUUACGCUGGGCUGGAUCAGGCUCGCGCCGCCGAGGCGUACACAAACUCUUAUUCGAGUGCUUUUCCUGGGAAUAGGACGGAGGGCUCAAAACUGUCCAGUACCACUUCUUCGCCACGGAAUUCUCAAGGCACUCUAGCUAGUCAUCAUGAUGGAGCUGCUGAACAUAGCAACCAGUCUACUGGAAUGUCCAGAAAACUAUCAGGAGAACAUGGUGCUGCUGAGAUUGCUGGACCAUCUCAGCUCUCCACUCCGUCAUCUCGUUCCCUCUCACCAACUAGGCACCACAAAGAAGGAGAAUAUGACUCUAGGCUCAACUUAGCUGGACAAGCUAUAUUGCCUAUUGCAGAGACGAGCUCAAACAUCAUCUGGAAGCAGGAUCUUCUCGCUAAGGUUAAGGAACAUGAAGAAGAGAUUGCACAUUUAAGAAGGCAUCUUGCUGACUACUCAGUGAAGGAAGCCCAAAUACUUAAUGAUAAACAUGUUUUGGAAAAACGUAUUGCAUAUAUGCGAAUGGCAUUUGAUCAACAGCAACAAGAUUUGGUUGAUGCUGCAUCAAAAGCUUUAUCCUACAGACAAGACAUUAUUGAAGAAAACAUCCGUCUGACGUACGCAUUGCAGGCAGCACAUCAAGAGAGAUCAACUUUUGUAUCUUCUUUGAUGCCUCUUCUGUCAGAAUAUAACCUGCAGCCUCCUGUUCUUGAUGCUCAAUCAAUUGUUAGCAAUUUGAAGGUUUUGUUUACACAUUUGCAAGAGAAACUCAUCAUUACUGAGGACAAACUGAAGGAAUCACAGUACCAGAUUACCCCUUGGCGUGCUGAAUCUUCUAAUAAUACAAGCGGUCCUGUACAGUCACCUUCUCGUCCUCCUGGAAAUGCAUUGGUUGCUUCUGGCCAACCUAGCCUUGACAUCGUGCCCCAACAAGCAUAUGCUCAUGUACAAUCUCCAACUUCUUCUCCCGUUCGAGCUAGACGUGAUUGGGAUUUAUUGGCGAAUGAGAACCGUCAGGUCCCAACUGAGGUUGCUGCAACAAAUACAGAGCAGGAGAAUAAUGGAAGGAUCUCUCCUCCAAGCAGCAACCAAAGUACCAAGGAUGUUGUAACCCAAGGAACUGAGCGUGAUACUCAUGCUGUACGAUUUAACUUUGAGUCCAAGGAUCAAAACCCAUCAUUCAAGGACCUUGUUAGGAGUGAAGUGCCUGAAAAUCUAGAGGGAACCGAAACCCAGAUUUCACAAGAACCUCCUGCAGAGUGGGGUCCUGGUACAGCAUCCGGCCUUGACGAUGCAAACCUGCCUUACCCUUAUCUUCCUACUGUUCUUGAGGAGCCUAGUUCUUCUUUCUCUGAAGCUGCAGAGGAUGACCCACUGCCAGCCAUAGAUGGACUAAGAAUCACAGGUGAAGCUUUUCCUGGAAAAGAACUUCAAGCAAGUGGGUAUUCCAUCAAUGGGACCACAAGUUGUAAUUUCGAGUGGGUACGCCAUCUGGAAGAUGGAUCGGUAAAUUACAUAGAAGGCGCAAAGCAGCCCACAUAUUUAGUUACCGCUGAUGAUGUGGACACUUUACUAGCCAUUGAGGUGCAGCCUCUAGAUGACCGGAAAAGAAAGGGGGAGAUCGUGAAGGUUUAUGCUAAUGAGCAAAGAAAAAUUACUUGUGAUCCUGAAAUGAAGGAGCUCAUCAAAAAAAUUCUUUCAAUUGGGCAUGUAUCUUAUGAAGUUCUGUUACCAGUUAGAUUUUUAGAUAUGUGGGAAUCUGCUGUAUUGGCAAUAAAGAGGGAAGGUUACAGCAUCAAGUGUAAUGGACAGCGUGGCGUUGUUGUUACAGAAAAAUUCCAGCAAGCCACGGCUAUCAAUAUCCCGUAUGGGCGUCCUGAUGAAUUUUCGAUUCAGUCUGCUGAUGGUGCUGAGUAUAGUCUCAAGCCUGCGGAAAAUUCCCCAUCGCGAGAUAGCAUCGUUCUAAUACUGAGGCUGUUCAGGAUGAAGGCUGUUGAGAAGAGCAAGGGAAGAAGGAAGGGCAUAUUCUUUAAGUAGGGUAUAUCAGUAGGGUAGUGUAGAGCAGAGUUGGGGCUUGUGUCUCCUUGUGGCUAUUUAUUUAUUUAUCUCUGGCCAGUGAUUAUUGUGUGUAGAAAUGAAGUCUACAUGCCUCCCUGUGUGCGUGUGUGUGAUGCAUUGCAUUCUAUUGUAUCUAUUUCUUUUAUCUGCGUGUGUGCGCUGUGUAAAGAAAGAUAGCGAAUUUUGCUUGUAGGCCUUGGGAACAAGUGCAGUUUUGUUAAGUUGCUUGGUUUCUUGUCCCCUUGAUGAAAGAAAGAAAGGGCACCUCUCAUGAUUGUUUGAAA
Molecule: messenger RNA, 2779 nt
Organism: Brachypodium distachyon (stiff brome)
Lineage: Eukaryota; Viridiplantae; Streptophyta; Magnoliopsida; Poales; Poaceae
Exons: 21
Coding region: 234-2474 (746 amino acids)
Cellular component (GO): plasma membrane
Source: RefSeq, a predicted model, not a curated record